ACCUCUCCUCGAAGCCCGUCUAUCCAUAUAUAGUACCAUCAAAAAAAAAAAUAGUACCAUCAAAAUACAGUGUGGGUGUGGUUGCCACCUCAUCCGAUCUCACUGCCCCAUCCGUAUGUAUCUCUCCGCUGCCCGGUUCUCAUUUGACCCUGUUGCAACAAUUUAAAAUCCGAGUGACAUCAUCCCAGAAGCAGCCAGGACUCGGCAAGAGUUGACAAAACUCUUUCUUCUCACGAACAGGCACAUUGGUCCGUUUCUGAUGGAACAAUAUUAAAGUCCAAAUGACCUCAUUACAUACUAUGUACAGUAGGCACCAGCGAGCGUUGACUAAGCUGUUGCAACUGCAGUUCAACCAAUGCUUCUUUCUGCAUUUGGGGGCCAAUUAAGAUUGAUCAGCGCGACAUCAUCUUGGGCAUCACCGCGCAGGCGCACACCCCUCUCCAAAUUACAGUUGCAGAUGGACUCCGGCUCGAAGAAGUUGCUCGGGAUCCAGCCCAACGAGCUCCGCUUCUCAUCUGAGGCGAAUAAGCAGGCCUCGUGCUCUAUACACCUGACGAACAGAACGGAUCACCACAUCGCCUUCAAGGUUAAGAAUAAUAACCCUAAGAGAUACUGCGUUCAGCCCAACAUCUCUAUUGUGACACCACAGUCGACCUGCAAUGUCAGCGUUACAAUGGGAACACAAAGUGAGGCUCCACCAGAGAUGCAAUGCAGGGACAAGUUUCUCGUUCAGAGCGUUGUGGUAAGGGAGGGAACAACGGUCGAGGAUGUAACUGAAGACAAAGACAUGUUCAAAAUACAUGCAGGUAAUCUAGUGGAUGAGGUGAAGCUGAAGGUGUUAUUUUUACAACCACCAUGGCAUGUGGAGGAGGGAUCUGAAGAAAGUUUGUCGCCUCGUCCUUCAUCGUCUGGUGGGGGCAACAUACAUUAUAAAGAUAUGAAACACAUCUCGAAGAGGUUCCUCACGAUCAAACCCGAUGCGCUCUGCUUCCCCUUUGAAACAACGAGGCAAAUCAUGUGCUUUAUGUAUCUAACGAAUACAACAACCGACUUCAUUGCAUUUAAGGUUAAAAAUACUAAUCCUAAGAGAUAUUGGGUUCGGCCCAACAUCUCUAUUGUGCCACCGCAGUCCACCUACGAUGUCAAUGUUAUAAUGAAACCACAAGAAGAGGCACCGCCAAACAUGCAUUGUAAGGACAUGUUUCUCGUGCAGAGUGUUGUGGUGAGGGAAGCAACAACAACUAACGAUCUAACUGAGGAGAUGUUUAAAAAGCAAGCAGGUAAUGCAAUGGACAAGACAAAGCUGAAGGUACUCUAUGUACAACCACCAUCGCCCAGGCAGGAGGGGUCUAAAGAGGGUUCGUCGCCUCGUUCUUCUGGGCCCGCUGAGGCAAACAUAAAUUUUCAAGAUACGGGAUCCACGUUACACAACAUGACGUUGCAAAAUUUGAAAGAUAUCACAAACAACUUCUGUGAGAAGAUGAUAGUAGGAAGGGGUGGUUUUGGUGUGGUAUAUAAGGGUUUGCUAGGUGACGGGAAAAUGAUUGCUGUCAAGAAGCUUGUGCAAUCAAUAUCGGGAUCCCAAAAGCCAUUUGAGAAUGAGAUUAAUCUUCUUAUGAAGCUGAAGCACCCAAAUAUAGUGCAACUAGUAAGCUAUUGCUAUGAAACGCAACACUUACAUAAUAAUUAUGAAGGAAAAUUAAUAUUUGCUGAGAAUACACAAUGUUUGCUUUGCUUGGAAUAUUUACCUAAUGGAAGUCUUGAGAAGUAUAUUACAGAUGCAUCAUCUGGACUUGAUUGGCCCACGCGCUACAAAAUAAUUGAGGGGAUUUCCUAUGGUCUACAAUACCUCCAUGAGCAAGACGGCGGUCCAAUUAUUCACUUGGACCUAAAACCCGGGAACAUAUUGCUAGAUGAACAAAUGUUGCCAAAAGUUACCGACUUUGGUCUAUCGAGACUGAAUGAUGAAAAACAAACUAUUCGCACAAAAAAUAUUAGUGGAACGUUAGGUUACAUGCCACCGGAAUACCUACAAGGUAUGGUCACACCUAUGUCAGAUAUAUUCAGUUUGGGUGUAAUAAUCAUGGAGGUAAUAACGGGACACAGGAAGUACCUAGAUGAUAAUGGAACACCUUCCACGGUCUUCAUCGAGCUUGCGCUUCAGAAAUGGAGAGAUGUGUUGCAAAAAGGACCAAGCUAUACAUCACUAGAAAAAGACUGCCAACAAAUAAAAAGAUGCAUUCAAGUUGGUCUAAUGUGCCUAAAUCCCGAGCGGACUAAAAGGCCUACAAUGAAGAAAAUUAUUGUUAUGCUUCAAGGGCUGGAAAGUAUUAAUUGGGACAUUACCAACGGUUAUCAAGCCACGCCAUCGGGAGAGGAGCCGUAGUCUAGGAAAGGAGAUCAUCACAACAUCCAUUGCUCCAACAUUUCUGGUCUUUGGAUCCAUGUUUAUGCUCGACGAGCACCUACGCAAGCCUUUUAAAUUUCUGGUCUCCUAUCCUAGUUGUAACUAGUGAAUAAGCUGUGUCAUUGACACGGUUUGGGCAAAAAGAUGAGAGAGAUCCAAGUCACUGGGAUUUUUGUAUCCCCACAUAUUUAUCAGGAGCAGGAACAAAUAAAAAGUUGGCACAAGGGCAUAAAUAUAUCCGUGUUUUGAUCUAGAUAUUCUUGUUCCACUACUAAUUGUGGUUGGUGGUGUAAGCAAUAGCCAUUAAAUAAAAGAUUGUUGCUAUGCUUUUGCAGCUUUGCUAGCAUAUAUAAACCUGUUCAAGGUGGUUAUUCACGACAUAGGCUGCUAA
Lolium perenne is the source of this 2798-nucleotide messenger RNA. NCBI's taxonomy places the organism in Eukaryota, Viridiplantae, Streptophyta, Magnoliopsida, Poales, Poaceae. The record is from RefSeq and is a predicted model, not a curated record.